UUUUGGAACAUUUCUGACGCAUCAUGCCAUCAUCCCAGCUUCAUACAUUUCUUCGUACAAUUAUUAUAUCACAGCAAUUUUAAUGCUGAGUCAGCGGCACUUGUAACAGUCAUAGGUGUAUUAAUUUUCAUACCUCAAUCAUGGUAAUUAAUAUUGUUUCUAUAAGAUUAUCAUUGCUCCUUUAACAAAGAAAGAGUGAUAUUUUCAAUAAAGAAACUACUGUGGGACUAGCCUGCACUUUGUGAUGAAUCAUAUGGGGGGACCCAGAAAGACAAGCACCAACCUACACUAGGUAACAAGGAUUUCUGUCUUUUUGUUUCGUUCCAUGGAAUAAUUAUUUGUUCAGCAAUAGAAAAGCGUGAUAGAGAAAGAUAAAACAUAAAAAGAGAUUCCUUUGAAGUAAUUGAUUGGUGAAUAGUGAUUACUGGAGCCGACUCACUUGCAUAUAUUUCCUUCCAACUAGGUAUUCUUCUCAAUUACAAAGAAAAGUGAUUGACUUUUCGUUUCAUACCAGGUUUUGCAUUUUCUGAAUUUCUUUUUGGGAAAAGCUUGUUACUGACUUGGAAAAGUUGGUGCCUUUUAGAUUAGAUUCUUCUCUGGUACAAAGAAUCUCGAACUUAAGAGUUCCAUACACCCCAGCCCCCCAACUAGAGGAGUGUGCUACAUCCAUGGAAGCUGAUAUUAGCAGAAUCAUCAGAAGAUUUGCAUUUGCAGAGGUGUUUUUUUGCUUCUAAUGGCUAGCCAGUGUAAAUCUAGCUGAUGUUGCGUAGUUUCUAAAUUUGCUGCAGAAGUCCUCUUCUCUACCUUGAGGGUAAAGGAAGAUUUUCUGAGAAAUCCAAGAUUUCUUUUUCAGGUAAAAGAUUGGUAAUUUUUACAUUGAAAUCAGAUCUAAGAGGACUACCCCUUCUGCAGUUUUGCUAAGUUAAUGUACAUUUUGAACCAACAAGAAAGAUUUAUUCUCUUAGGUCUAACAGAGUUGGCCUGAACUUUGUAGAGAACAAUGAUGAUGUCUUUAAACUCAUUGAAUUAUUCAACAUGUACAUUGACUCGUAUGAGCAGCCACCAUAGCCAUAACAGAACCAGAAAAGGUUCAGUUCUGGCCACACCACCUUCAUCCAUAAUCUCACAAACUGAAGAAAGCAGCAAUUUAGCCCAUACAACGGAGAAUUCUCCUUUAGGUGCCGCUUUAAAGCGUCCUGAUUCUGCUGUUCUGCUCACCCAAGAAAAUGCGGUAGGGAUCAUUGGGGGGUUAUCCAUUGGAACCACUCUCAAUUUUGUGAGAAAACUUGUCACAUGGAGUUCCAAAGAUGGAGGCAAUGGCCUUCCUUUUGUUCUUUGUUCUGAUCCAGUUCUUAACAAAGAGCUUUCAUUCCAUGAAAGGGGACCUAGUUUGUUACUCGUUGGUAGAAAUGAGAACUUACAAAAGGAUCAUGCUUUAGUUGUUAAAAAUCUAAGUGACAAAAGGAUCUUUCUUGAGAAAUCUGGCGCUCGAUGCAUUGUCAUGCCUUGUCACAUAUCACAUUCUUGGUAUGAUGAGGUUGCAAAAGGUUCUUCAGUUCCUGUCCUUCAUAUGGGCGAGUGUGUGGCCAAGGAGCUCAAAGAAUUAAAUUUGCGACCACUAGAAGCUGGGAGUACUCUGCGAAUUGGAGUUCUAGCUUCUGAUGCAACUUUGAGUGCUGGAGUUUAUCAGGAGAAGCUUCAAAAUGAGGGUUUUGAAGUUGUGUUGCCUGAUAAGGCGACCAUGGAACACACUGUAAUCCCUGCAGUGGAAGCCUUAAACAGGAAGGACAUUGAAGGGGCACAGAAUUUGUUAAGAAUCGCGCUACAAGUUCUCCUAGUGAGGGCAGUUAACACUAUCAUAAUUGCCUCAGAUGACAUGCGUGACCUGUUACCUCCAGACGAUCCUCUUCUGAAGAAAUGUGUCGACCCAAUGGAUGCUUUGGCUAGGUCAACUGUGGAAUUUGCAAAAUCAGUUGAAAGGAAUGCAUAAAGACACCCAAAACAUAUUUACGGAUUAAAUUAUAUAGAGAUGCAAGUAUAGUGUGUAGUGAUCAAAUCAUGGUAGCAUUUGUAAUUCUUUAGUAAUUUGGUUUAUCCUAUUCUGAUUAGUGAAGUAAUACAUUCACUUCACAAGACGAUAACAAAGCCAUGUUUCUUCGAACUAAAAACUUAAGUGCUUAUACAUCAAA
This is a messenger RNA of Nicotiana tabacum (common tobacco), 2189 nucleotides long. The record is from RefSeq and is a predicted model, not a curated record. Lineage: Eukaryota; Viridiplantae; Streptophyta; Magnoliopsida; Solanales; Solanaceae.